Messenger RNA from Pseudophryne corroboree (corroboree frog), 6903 nucleotides. RefSeq names its product zinc finger and BTB domain containing 9 (gene ZBTB9). Gene Ontology annotation, biological process: regulation of transcription by RNA polymerase II. Gene Ontology annotation, molecular function: RNA polymerase II cis-regulatory region sequence-specific DNA binding; protein binding; DNA-binding transcription factor activity, RNA polymerase II-specific. The record is from RefSeq and is a predicted model, not a curated record. Bases 365 to 1630 code for a protein of 421 amino acids. Lineage: Eukaryota; Metazoa; Chordata; Amphibia; Anura; Myobatrachidae. The transcript has 2 exons.
GUGUUCCCAUGAAUCGCUAUGAUUGUCCCUGUGCUCAGUGUGCUGGUUUUAGCAUGUACCGUUCCCGGGGAUAGUUAUGGCUGUCACUGUGCUGGUGUUCCCAUGAAUAGUUAUGGAUGUCCCUGUGCUGGUUCUAGCAUCUACCGUUCCCGGGGAUAGUUAUGGCUGUCCCUGUGCUGGUGUUCCCAUGAAUAGUUAUGGAUGUCCCUGUGCUGGUUCUAGCAUCCACCGUUCCCGGGGAUAGUUAUGUUUGGCCCUGUGCUGGAUUCCCAGGGAUAGUUAUGUCACCAGGCCCCAGUGUCUCGUCUGAUUGGUGCCCAGGGUAAGGUGAUGUUUGUCCCUGUGCUGGGCGCAGUGUCGGUUGAUGUCGGGGCUCCGGGGGAAGAGGCAGACAGUCACCAUGCCUGGCGGUGAGAGCGUCCAGUUGGAUUUCCCCCACUACAGCUCCGUGCUCCUGGACACUCUAAACAAGCAGCGCCUGCAGGGGAAAUUCUGCGACCUGUCCGUCCAGGUCCAAGACCGCGUGUUCCGAGCUCAUAAAACCGUCUUGGCUGCAUCCUCUCCUUAUUUCCAUGACAAACUCCUCCUGAAUGACACUAGUUGUUUGGUCCUUCCCAGCGUUAUUCAGCCCGAUGCUUUCGAGAACCUCCUACAGCUCAUCUACUCUGGGAGGCUCUGCCUCGAUGUUGAGGCUUUGCCCUCUCAUCUCCUGGUGGCGAGUGGUCUUCAGAUGUGGCAAGUGGUAGACCGGUGUUCUGAGCUCCUCAAAGAGAGGAAGUCGUGCACCCCUCAGACAUGGUCGAGUCGCGCCAGUGAAAGUCAGUCGCCCAGCAGCAGUUUCCAGAUCCCACGAGACGAUCCACCACCACCGACGAUCACAUUGAACUGCUCUGAUGACGAAGAGGUGAUCAAGGUCAGAGUUUCAGAAGAGGAAGAGGAGGAGGAGGAAGAAGAGGACGAUGGAAAGAACGGUGGAAAUGUUCUGGACGACUCUGCCAAUGGCAGCUGCACCUACGCUCUUCCAUCAUCCUCCUCUUCUCCGGGGAGCCCCAAAGUAUUCUACAUCAAGCAGGAGCGAAUGGAAGACGACAGCGGCUUCUUAAAAGCUUUCGAAGUAACUGAAGUGCAGGCAGACUACUCGUCGGAGCUGAGCUUCGUCCUCCCGCCAACGUCGUCGCCGUCAUCUUCCGAUGUCUCCCUCUGCCUUCCUCGCAAGUUAUACGGUGCCACGGAAACCCCAUCCUUCACCAUCUCUAAGCCCGUGGACCUGCACGGCAAUGAGAUCAUUUCCCACGCACUACAAGCCCAAACUAUUCAUGCACCCGUUAAGCUUGUGGCUGCCCCGGAUGGGAAAAAAUUUGGCUGCUUGUGCGGGAAGCGGUUUGCCGUGAAACCAAAACGGGACCGCCACAUCAUGCUGACCUUCAGCCUCCGCCCGUUCGGCUGCUCGGUCUGCCACAAGAAGUUCAAGCUGAAGCAUCACCUCACCGAACACAUGAAGACGCACGGGGGGAACCUGUUCUCGUGUGAAGAUUGCGGCCGGAAAUUCAGGGUGGAGAGCUGCUUCCAGAAACACAAGGAGGUGUGCAAGGGACAGAGGUGGGCGGGGGCUUGCUGGACUUACAAGUAAUUCCUAUUUGAUCUGAAACCCUACGGUCUGAAUUAUGGAAGAGGGGCAUUAUAAUACCCAUAUGGACACUAGCUGUGUUUUUUGUUUUUGGUCUCUACCACAAUGACCACGUCCCCCGUAGCCAGAAGAUUAAGACAUAGACCAGUACUAUUGUAGCCCGGAUACUGCAUUUAGAGCUGCUUCAUAGACCAUAGGAUGGACUCGUAGUACGUUCCCCCUGGACCGUGAGGAUAGGAAGGUCCGUACAAACGUGGAUUCUUGAUUUUGAUGUGGUAUGUUGUGAUCUACAUCACAAACUGUUCCUGACUUCUAAACAGUGAUGGUGCUGUUUUAUUAUAAGGAGGUGCUAACUCAGUACCUGCAAACUUGGAUGUAUGAACAGACCUUCAAGUGACCUAUAGAUCGCAACAGUGGCCUGUGAUUAACACAGACUAGCUCGCUACCAUACAACUCUCUCCGCAGCCCAACGAGCUGUGCGUUACUGACCCGGACACUUAUUUAUAGCGAUUCGGUGUAAUUCUCCCGAGCACUAAGUGGUUUGCUAAACAACUUGUGUCAGUAAGUGGGUAGGGACUAGGCCUUAGGUCUUUUGUGUAAAUACACAUAUACAUAUAGGCAUCAUGUAUGUGUUUGUGUGUGUGUAUAUUACAGGGGUAGAAGAUAGUGUAGCACUGUUUACCUGCAAUAAUACUAUAACCUGUUACUGUCUCACCUUGAGGGCAGGGGGGUAAGUUGCCUGCGAUGUUUGGAAUGGGGUGGGGGGAGGGGGGAUGGGGGCUGUCUACAGUCUGAAAUAGUUUCUUGUCAGUUGAAAGGGGGCUAUUCACUAAAGGCUGACGUUAGGACUGUAUGUAAAAUUACCUCCAAAUCCACAGGCUCUAAUGAACUACAUCUCCCAUAAUCUACUGUAAAACAAGUAAUGUUCUAGUGCAGCAUUAUUUCAAUUGGAAGUAAGCAGAACCAUGACACACUCAACCCAACAUUAAAUCAGUCAGUCUGUUAGCUUUAAAGUGACAGCUUUGGCUGAGGUAGCUGUUUCGGUUAUUUCACACUUGUUCAAUCUGUUCUUUUUUAUUAUUGUUUUUAUGUGUUUUGUUAAGAAAUAUUUAUGACAUCAGGUUUUCCUGAUGAAGCCGAUUUGUAGGCACCGAUGCAAUUCCAGCGACACGGCCUAGUUCAGAUCUAAUCGCAGCUACAAAUUUGUUAGCUAAUGGGCAAAACCAUGUGCACUGCAGAGGGGGGGAGAUAUAACAUUUGCAGAGAGAGUUAGAUUUGGGUGGGGUUAUAUUGUGUCUGUGCAGGGUAUAUACUGGCUGCUUUAUUUUUACACUGCAAUUUAGAUUUCAGUUAUAACACACCCCACCCAAAUCUAACUCUCUCUGCACAUGUUAUAUCCGCCCCACCUGCACUGCCCAAUGGGGCCUAAUUCAGAGUUGAUCGCAGCAGCAAAUUUGUUAGUCGUUGGACAAAACCAUGUGCACUGCAGGUGGGGCAGAUAUAACAUGUGCAGAGAGAGUUAGAUUUGGGUGGGGUGUGUUCAAACUGAAAUCUAAAUUGCAGUGUAAAAAUAAAGCAGCCAGUAUUUACCCUGCACAGAAACAAUAAAACCCACCCAAAUCUAACGCUCUCUGCACAUGUUACAUCUGCCCCCCCUGCAGUGCACAUGGUUUUGCCCAACUGCUAACAAAUUUGCUGCUGUGAUCAGGUCUGAAUUAUGCCCCUAGACACUAAUUUUAAAGGUUAAGGUUAGACGUUGCCAUGUAACAUGUAUUAGCGGAGGCCGCGAGUCUGAUAAUGUCUUAUCAGAAGGCCUGCGUUGCUUUGGGGUACUUGCGUUAUAGACCACCUCGUGCACAUUUCACAUACACACCGCGGACGCAGCCAUAUUGUCUGAUGAACCAAUGGCCACUGACCAUGUGAGACAGCCUGUGCCUAGUGAACCAAUAGGGUUUUAGUUCUGCCGCUAAGAGGCGUCGUCCUCUGUGUACGUAAGUCAUAGCACAAAUUCAUUUCCAGUAAGAUUUAAAUGAUCAGACAAUAACUGAGCGUUCUGGAGGCUUCCAAUACCCCUUUUCCACCAAAGUACCGAGUCCGAUCCAGGAUGUUUAACCCAGCUGCAACCCGUGUCGGCCCCGCCGUUUCCACUGCACUUCGACACGGGUUAUUCCCCUGUCGGAUCUGUUUCUACUUAACCCGGGUGAGCUCUGUAAAAGCUAUUGAUGUCACUCGUUACUCGUGUCUGAAAACACGGGUAAUGACCGUUUCCACUCCACAAUUAGCCGGGUCAUUACCGUGUUUCCGUGUUCAACCCAGGUAGCUACCCGGGUAGGAUUCCAGGGCCACUCAACCCGUGUUGAGCCGUGUCCACUUACUAAAAACCCAUGUUGAUGCGGUCCCCCCCCCACUCCCGUGCAAUAACAUGAAUAAAUUUAGCUAGUGGAAAAGGGGUUUUAAUGACUGUAGGAACUGGUUAUAGAUGAGCAGAAUCCGCCCUCCCGGGGCGGGUAUAAUUACUCCUCGUGGUGGUACCUUGUCCUGCGGAGGGCUCGGAAAGGAAGGAAAUGUUUGGUAUCUGGUUGGUAAACCUGGCGUUAAGCAGAUGAAUCGUCAGGGUCUGUAGAAGUGUUCCUGGCCACCCGGCAGCUGCUUUACCUUCUCGCUUCAUACAGAAAGAAAACCUGAGACUGUGGACACUAAGUAAUUGCAGCAAGCAACAAAUAAUCCCUUAAUUCCUAUUGUUUAUGUCAAAUAACAUUCCGCCAUAAACGUGUAGAUUUAUUAGGCAUCGCUUCCUCUACCCAAUACAGGUCUAGUUCCUGGAACACGGGAAAACAAUGAGACUUGUCCAGUGUCACCAUAUUAUACCGGUAUCCGGUCUUGAGGUUGACCACUAUUGGUCGACACAUGAAAUGUUCGACAUGAGUUUUCGUGUAUUUUUUUUUUCCUUUUUCAUACUCUAUCCACGUGGACUACGAUUGGGAAUAGUAACAUGCCCGAAGCAUUGCGAGCGAAGCGAGGGGACACGGUGCACUAAUUGGGGUUCCCGAUCACUUUACAAAGAAAACUACACCAAUUUUUUUUUAAAAAAACCUCAUGUCGACCUUUCGCCAUGUCGACCGAAUAACCAUGUCAAACUAUUUCAGGUAUCGACCAAUAACCGUGUCGACUUAGUCACUGUCGAUCAAUAGUGGUGGACCUAAUGACUGUCAACCUAGUUACUGUCGACCCAACGAUCCACACCCAUUAUACCAAGGCCUCCAGUGCUAAUCUUGGUGCCAUUAUGACAUGGUCCGUAUCCUCACACGUGGAGGAGUGUUUAUCGGGCGGUGGCCGGAGGGGACUCUGCAGCAGCGGUGCGGGAAUGGCUGGAGUAGUAGACCCACGUUAGGAGCGGAGCCCAUCAUGUGACACACCCGUCCAAUCCGCUGCUGUUGCCACUGUCCGGCUAUUCUUGCCGAAUGCUGUCGGUUUUCCACCCCGUGUACCUAUUUCGUUAAACGUGUAAGAAAUUCCUUCACCACAUACAAGAACCCAAAAGAAACAGGAAUCAUGUUCUAGAGGGUGGGGCGCUUGCAGUAAAGGCUCCCGCCACUAGGUGAACGUUUGCGGAACUCUUCUGAGCCAGUAUCCCCGCUGACGUUACGGGGAAAUGUAGCAUUUGACUGCAGUGAUUUUUUUCAAACGAGUUAUUCACACUUUCACCUAUUUUUAGUGAGGUCAAACGUGAAAACAAUGCUCAUUUGUUUCUUUGAUGUCGGAGGGAUUGUGCGCAAAGUUUCUAUUUGGAAGUUUUGAAAUGGUUGCGUCACGAUUUGAGGGGAAAAAACGUCCCGAUUUGUGGCAAACAGGUGACUGGUUCUUCCAUCAUGACAACGCACCUGACCGCACAGCGCUAAGUGUUGAGCAAUUUUUAACCAAAAAUGACCGCUUUGCUUCACCCGCCGUAUUCACCCGAUCCCACCCUGUGCGACUUUUUUUCUUUUUAUUUCCUCGGAUAAAAAGAGAUCUCAAAGGAGGUGUUUUGUUGAUAAUGAAGAGAGGAAACUAAAAAGGCAAAAAUACUAAAAGGCGUCAACAAAAAUGAGUUUAAAAAAUGUUUUGAGCAAUGGAAAACACAUUCGGACGAACGUAUUGAUUCGAGUGGAAAGAACUCUGAGGGGGACUGAAGUCUCAAAAUGUACAAAUAAUAAAUCAUCAAUUCCUGUUUCUUUUGGGUUCCCCAUCAUAUAACACUGUAGGAAGGACAUCGGAGGCCCGUUAUGCAAUUGGAGGGGGGGGGCGGCCUACCGGCAAUGAAACUUGUGAUGGUUACCAUGGCAUCAAAAACAUUUCAUGAAAGAGCCAUCGCGAUGGUUCAUGUUUGCGCAAAAGUCGCGGCUUGUACAACAGCUGGACUGGGCCGUACGUCUACCACCUGUAUCUUACAGUCGAGGAGCGCGUCGCUGCCGCUCUGUGUGAUGGCAGUAAACACCGGAAAGUUGCCAUUGAAUGGAAUAAACGCCAACAUAGCCUAAAAAUAGUUCCUUAUUGUUGUAAAGCAUCGACCUUUGAUGUCCAUCCCCAAAACGCAAACUAGAUGCACUAAGUAGAUGGCGCACGGGGACAUGUAAAAGUCGGCACAUUAGAGUGUCCUGAGGGUAGACAAGCCCCUUAGUGCCUAAUGUAGACUUUUCAGUCCAGAUAUAAGGACGGUUCAUUCUGCGUCAGCUAAAACUUGGCGAUUGCCUUCUCUGAAGAAGACUGCAGCCUUGUUUUCUGUAACAUCCCUCUCCCACUCCUUCACGCUGCAUUGCUAGGGCUUAUAUGGGUGUCAGGCGCUGGUGGGCUUACAUGGGUGUCGGGCGCUGGUGGGCUUACAUGGGUGUCGGGCGCUGGUGGGCUUACAUGGGUGUCAGGCGCUGGUGGGCUUAUAUGGGUGUCAGGCGCUGGUGUCAGGGCCACUUGUGAGGGGAACUGCAGCAGAGAUUGUGACCAGACGUCUGGUUCGCUGAAGUGAUGCCUCUGAUAUAGCUCUGGACGUGCAAUAAAACCUUUAAAAAAAAUGUCCAGUUUGAUGCACGAGAAAUGCAGAGGGGUCAGAAUAGUUUUUAAAAACCGUUUAAAUAUGAAUCUUUGUUUUUUUAAAAGCAUAUUUUAGCUAAAUGUUUUUCUCCGUCAUCUUCUAGCUAAAUGCAUUGUCAGUCUUUACUCAAUGUCCCCCUUUUUAUGCUGCACUCUAUGUAAAAUAUAAUUGUCGCUAGUUCUGGUGUCUGAAAUAAACACAAACAAAACUA